AUGGCUGGCCUGAUUUCUUCUGGGAUCAUCAAGUGGACGGCAAGCAAGCUUUCUUCACUGGUUCCUGCACCAUCUGGGGCUUCACCAUCCAAUGAGCAGAGCUCUGCACUCAGGGAUGUGAGGACGCUGCAGAGGACAAUGACGAGGAUCCAACGAACACUUGCUACCACCGAUGAGCACGACACCAGAGAUGCAUCCGAGAGGCUUCGCCUUUGGGAGCUCCAGCAGUUCGCCUACGAUGCCCAAGAUGCAAUCGACGAGUACAAGUUUGAGCUCCUGCGGCGAAGGAUGGAUGACCCGAACAGUCAUGGAGAUGGCAGCGGUAGCCGUAAACGCAAGCACAAAGGGGACAAGAAGGAACCUGAACCUGAACCUGAGGAAGUCUCAGUGCCGGAUGAGUUGGCUGUCCGAGUAAGAAAAAUCCUAGAAAGAUUUAAGGAGAUCACAAAGGCAUGGGAUGAUCUCCGUCUGGAUGACACAGAUACAGUAAUGCAAGAUGAGGAACAUAGCAUCCUCCCACUGCCUACUACCCCACAUGUAGAUGUGCCUACAAUCUUUGGUAGAGAUGAAGAUAAGGAAAAGAUAAUUAAGAUGCUUCUAUCUGUGGAUUGUGCCAAUGGAGGAGAUGUGUCAGUUCUUCCCGUUGUUGGAAUGGGUGGAGUAGGAAAGACAGCCCUUGUUCAACUAGUGUACAAUGACCGAAGGGUUCUGAACAGGUUUGAUCUGUUGGGCUGGGUUCAUGUCUCAGAGAAUUUUGAUCCCAAAAUUAUAAUGAGCAAAAUUAUCAUGUCGUUUACGAAAAAACCGUGCCAGACGACAGAAAUGGAUCAGCUCCAGUAUAUGCUAAUGGAACAAGUUGUUGGUAGAAAGUUGCUGCUGGUUCUUGAUGAUGUGUGGAAUGAGAGAAAGGAUCUUUGGGAUGCACUGUUGUCAGCCAUGUCACCUGCACAAUCAAGCAUAAUAUUGGUAACUACUCGCAAUACAAAUGUGUCAACCAUGGUCCAGACAAUGCAUCCCUACACAAUGAGCUGCCUACCUUUUGAGGAAUCUUGGAGACUAUUCAAGCAGAUGGCAUUUUUGCACCAAGAUGAGGGUAUGAAAACAAACUUUGAGGAUAUUGGCAGAAAAAUUGUUCAGAAAUGUGCUGGCCUGCCUUUAGCAGUCAAGGCAAUUGGUAGCGCGCUUCGCUUUGAGGAGAAUGAGGAGAAAUGGAACUAUAUAUUGGAGAGUGAACAAUGGGAGUUGCCAAGAGCAGAGGAUACUGUCAUGCCAGCAUUGAAAUUAAGCUAUGAUCAAAUGCCAAUCCACUUGAAACGGUGCUUCGUUUUCUUCACUUUAUUCCCUAAGGGACACAUUUUCUUGAAGGAAAAUGUGAUAUACCUGUGGAUGUCUCUGGGUAUCCUUAGGCGGACCGGCCAGAGAAACCUUGAUAAUGUUGCAAGGUGCUUCGAUGACUUGAUUCAGAGGACUAUGGUUGAGAAAAUAAUUUUUGAUGGAGGACAUGGCUGCUUUUCCAUGCAUGACCUUGUGCAUGAUCUUGCUUUAUUCGUCUCAUGUGAAGAUAUUUUUAGAGUAGACACUCAGUACAUGCAUUCUUUGAAUGAAGCAUCAGGAAGCCUUAGGUAUUUUUCUUUAGUUGUGAGUUCUUCUGACCAUACUAAUUUGGAUUUGCGUACAUUACCGGUUUCUGGAGGUAUCAGGAUAUUUCAAGUUGUAAAUUCUAUGGAUGACAACAGACGAUAUUUUUCAUCCUUCUUCAAAAAUAACAGAAGACGCUUCUCCAAGUUGUUUUCACAUCACAUUGAUCUUACAUUCCCUAAUGAUCUGUGGAGCAGUUUUCGACAUCUGAGAGCUUUAGAUUUAAGCCGCAGCUCCAUGAAAAUUUUGCCAGAUUCAAUUGGAGAACUGAAAUUGCUCAGAUACCUCAGUAUUUUCCAAACAAGAAUUUCCAAGCUCCCAGAAUCUAUUUGUACCCUUUACAAUUUGAAGAUCUUAGAUGCGAGAACAAACUUUCUUGAUGAGCUACCACAAGGUAUUCAGAAGCUGAUCAACCUCCAGCAUCUCAGUUUAGACCUGUGGUCUCCCCUGUGCAUGCCAACAGGCAUGGGAAAUUUGACCAAACUACAAACCUUAACGAGGUAUAGUGUUGGAAGUGGCAAUUGGCACUGCAACAUUUCUGAACUACAUUAUUUGGUGAAUAUCCAAGGUGAGUUGACAAUUACAGGAUUAGGUAGAGUGGACAAAGUUGAUGAUGCUCAAACAGCCAACCUGAUUAGCAAAGAACAUGUGCAGAUUCUAAGGCUAGAUUGGUCUGAUGGAUUCUACUCUCGUGAAUGUGACCACAAUUCCAGUCAUGCUGAUGUAAAAGCAACACCAGAGCUAGCAGAGGAGGUAUUUGAGAGCUUAAAGCCACACAGAAACUUGGAGGAGUUAGAGGUAGAUGAGUAUGUUGGGCACAAAUACCCAAGUUGGUUUGGAGAUUCUGCCUAUUCACAACUGGCCAAGGUGACUUUGUGGAAGCAAGGCUGCAAGUUCCUUCCAACACUUGGCCAAUUGCCCCGGCUGCGAAAACUUGAAGUUAUACGCAUGGAGGAAGUAGAGAGAAUCGGACAGGAGUUUCAUGGCAAGAACUCCACAAAUCGGUUCCCGGCAUUGGAGGAGCUAGAGUUUGAGAAAAUGCCGAAAUGGGUGGAGUGGUCUGGAGUUGCUGAUGCUGACUUCCCUUCACUCCGUCAGCUGAAAAUCAAGGAUUGCAAUGAAUUGAGAAUCCUUCCACAGAAGCUAUCACCCUCUUUGAAAAAUUUGGUCAUCAACAAAUGUGAAAGGCUGGCUAGACUGCCAACUGUUGCUAACCUCACUAGCUUACUCUUGAAGGGUAAUUUUAGCGAAGAAAUACACAGCGGUUUGGAUUUUCCAGUGCUCAAGGUAUUAAAAGUGUGUUUUUCACAAGAACUUGUGAGCAUUGAACUUAACAGCAAGGAGCUACCAAUGCUUGAGGCACUAGCUAUAAGUGGAUGCAGGAGGUUAUUUUCUGUGGAAGGAUUAUGCAGCCUUAAAUCGCUCAAGCUUCUGAGCAUUAAGUAUUGCCCAAACCUGCAGUGCCCUUUACAGCCCCUUCCACAACAGCUUCAGCAAUGUGAAAUCACAAACUGCCCUCAGUUGCAGGAAUGGGCUAAUUGGCAACAGUCUCUAAUAGACAAGGAAGAUAAGCUACAGGAAUUUGAUAAUGUAAGCUAUGAUCCGGAGGUUCUUCAUGCACUGAGUGAUGAUAGUGAGGACGAUUUUGAACCUUUCGACGAAGAUGAAGACGACAAUAUCUACGAUGAAAUGCUGGAUGUUGGGCAAUCAAGCCGGACAGCAAUUAAUGGCGAUGAUGAAAGUGACGAUUAUGUCUGA
Oryza brachyantha (malo sina) is the source of this 3396-nucleotide messenger RNA. RefSeq names its product putative disease resistance RPP13-like protein 1. Bases 1 to 3396 code for a protein of 1131 amino acids. The record is from RefSeq and is a predicted model, not a curated record. NCBI's taxonomy places the organism in Eukaryota, Viridiplantae, Streptophyta, Magnoliopsida, Poales, Poaceae. Gene Ontology annotation, molecular function: ADP binding. Gene Ontology annotation, biological process: defense response to other organism. The transcript is spliced from 3 exons.